GUGUUUUCUUUUGGAGUGAAAAUAUCUAAAAAGCCCCUCAGUUUGACACCUUACAUUAAAGCCUCGAAUACUACUACAUACAGUGAGCUUAGCGAACUCUUCGCCGUUCUCUGGUACCGAGCAAAGAGUGGAUCAGAUUCAGAGCUCUGAAACAGAGCGAGAGAGAGAGAGAGAAGCUUGGAGUCGACGGCGGUGGUAACGUGAAUGCUGUGGAGGGUUCACGCGCUUGGCAUUGCAGAGAGAGGGAGAGAGAAGGUUGUAGGGAGAGAAGGGAAUGGAGUUUGAGCCAGUGUUUGAGGUCCGAGAAGUGGACCUCGACUACGAGUUCGAUGCCUCCAUGUACUUCGAUUUCACUCGGCCGGAGACUCCAGCCGAGGCUUGCCAGGUGGAGCUCUGGUUCGAGUCCGCCGUAGAAUACCCUCCUUCUCCUUUUGUGGCAAAAUUGGUUAUGGGAGAGGAUACCCAAAUGGAAAAUGUGAAUACAUCCCCAAAAUCGAAGGACAUGGAGGGUAUUGUGGAAUCUGAUGAGGGUGUGGACCGAGAUUUUUGUGCACUGGAUGUGAAUAAAAAAGAAUGUGAAGGAAUAGAUAGAGGGAUCUUCACCAAAUUACAGAGUGGCAACCUUCAAAAAAUUCUGAAUCAACCAUUUGAAUUAACUACAGGAAUGACAUUUUAUGAUCACAUGUCCACUGAUCAACUAAAAGUUAAAGCAAAGUCUACUAUCAAGCCUGUUUUCCCUAGGUGCUCAACCUUGAUGAAACCUACGGCAAGCCAGUUGGCCAAGCAAAAUCGGCCUCUCCAAGUUGCUGUUUCCAGAUAUCAAAUGCAAGUCGUUCAAAACAUUGGGAGGAGCUUACAUACUUCUUCUGGGGUUGAAAGUCAAGCUGCCAAGAGGCAGAAGCUGGAGGGAGGUCACUUGCAUAAGGUUACAGGCACAAACCAGCAGACCAAUUUGGUCCACAAGCCACCUAAGAAGGAUGAAACAGUUGAUAAAAACUUUGCACAUGGCAAAAUGAGGCUUACCAUUCCAAGAGAGCCUGAGCUUGAAACAGCACACAGGGCCCAAAGGAUAAGGCCUAAGAAUAAUACAGAACUAGAACAUGUGAAACCUGCUGCACGUAGAUUUAAAGCACGCCCAUUGAACAGAAAAAUUCUCGAGGCCCCUUCAUUGUCAAUUCCAAAGAAGAGCACUCCAAAGUUGCCAGAGUUUCAAGAAUUUCACCUAAAGACGUUGGAGAGGGCUAUGCAACACACAUCUGCUCUUUCAUCAUCCUUGCUUAAUUGCAAUGAUUCUGACAAGGGAUUGGACAAGGCUGGCACUUCUACUGUUGCUGGAAAUGGAAAUAAGGAGUGUAAAAGACCUAGUACCAUGGAUACUCCAAAGCAGGAUGGAUCUGAUGUAAUGCACAAUUUCAAAGCUCGUCCUCUUAACAAGAAGAUAUUUUCAAGUAAAGGGGAUAUUGGUGUUUUCCGAAAUAGCAAGCGAGAAACUACAGUACCAAUGGAAUUCAAUUUCCAUACAGAAAAGAGAAUUCAGCUUAAUCCACCAACAGAAAUUUUCAGUAAACUCUCCCUGACAUCUGAACUCCAGCCAAAUAAUGGAUCUCGACUCAAAUUUCCUCAGCCUUUUUCUCUGCCUAAAAAGGGGUCAAAAGAAAACAGAUCAAAUUCUUUUCAACCAGAACAUGAGACAUUGCAUCCGAUGAGAGGAAAACCUCCUAUUUUUGGUGGAAAGCAGGUCCAAUGUGGGAGUGAUGGGUGCAUCUCUGAAGUUGGUAGGCAGGGUGUGAGGAGUUUGGGCAUCCGCUGAGAGGAAAAGAGAGCAAAAUUGCAAAAAUAGUUUUCAGUGUUGGGAGCAGAUUUGAGUUUUUUGUGUUGAGAAUGGAAGAUUGAUGAAUGUGCAUAAAAAUGUGCUACACAUCAAAGCUUAUGAAGCAUCUCUCAUUUGCUGCAUAUGGAACCCAUGGAAAGUCCGCUUCUUAACUCACCCUAUGAAGAAACUGAAGUUCGUUCUCACAAUGUUCAAUUAGGCUUUUGCUUUUUCUUACAGUUUCUAGGUUUCAGUUCAUAGUCAAAUAAAUAUGUUAAUAGGCUGGUGUUGUAUAGGCAUCAAAGGCCAUCCCUCCCCCUUAUAGCAUCAUCAUCUUCUGCCUUCUUAUGUAGCAUCAACACCACAUGUAAUGAUCAAAGUCAAGCAAUAUAACAAAUACAUGCAGUUUACUUUCCUUAUAAA
Molecule: messenger RNA, 2233 nt
Organism: Alnus glutinosa
Lineage: Eukaryota; Viridiplantae; Streptophyta; Magnoliopsida; Fagales; Betulaceae
Product: protein TPX2-like
Exons: 18
Coding region: 275-1810 (511 amino acids)
Biological process (GO): regulation of mitotic spindle organization; activation of protein kinase activity; mitotic spindle assembly
Cellular component (GO): mitotic spindle; nuclear microtubule
Molecular function (GO): protein kinase activator activity; microtubule binding
Source: RefSeq, a predicted model, not a curated record